Molecule: messenger RNA, 787 nt
Organism: Dalotia coriaria
Lineage: Eukaryota; Metazoa; Arthropoda; Insecta; Coleoptera; Staphylinidae
Exons: 3
Coding region: 29-466 (145 amino acids)
Biological process (GO): heme transport
Cellular component (GO): plasma membrane; lysosomal membrane
Molecular function (GO): heme transmembrane transporter activity; heme binding
Source: RefSeq, a predicted model, not a curated record
GCAUUUUUAAUUCUUGAAUAUUUUAAAAAUGGGUUUGGUUCAUUUCAUAGUGAGUUGUGUCUAUACUAUCGCCGGAAUUUCCGCGUUUAUAGUCUUUUUACUAAUGCAUUAUUAUCCAGCAUCGGUGUACGGAUUCGUAACAGCUGCCAUUAGCGCUGUGACCGCUCAUAUCAAUUGGUUGCAUAAGCGGCGAAGAUUAUCCUUAUGGUAUGAAAUCCACGAACUAUCACAACUCUACUGGCUGGGUUUCACUAUGUUUGCAUUGGGAUUCGCUGGAUUUGUCUAUCACCUAGUUUACUAUCUAUUGCUGCACCAAUACACUCAACGUAUGGAUUUGGCCGUUGCGUGCAUAUGGGGAUUUAUUACGGUCAAAUCAGCCGCCAUUUUGAUGAUUUACGCGAAGAAAUAUGUACGUGAAGCUGAAGGACCCAAUUUAAUUGUUAACGAGCAACAAGCUGAAUCUUAAUCUGAUAAGCAUUAAAACACAGACAUAAAUGUGAUAUUUUAACAUUGUAUGCAUCAUUUACACUUUAUAUUCUUAUAUUAUUCUAUCGAAUGUAAGUUGCAAUUUUAUAGUGGCAUAUAGUUAUGUACGGCGGGUUCCAGAACCAAUAUUAGAGGUUAAGAUUACUAUUUUGUUAUAUUUUGAUCUGCUGGUUCUUAAAUCUAUAAUCUCGGGUUUUUAUAUGACCAAUAUUUUCUCACAUCGUAUAUUAUAAUUGAUUUAUGAAUAAUUGACGUUAGUUUUGUGUAUUUUUGCAAUAAACAUUGAGUUACCAUCAACCUA